CACGUCAUGUGCAUACAAAAUUACAAACUAUGUUAUUCCCAGCAUUUGAACUUUUAGAUUGGUCUCCCAAUUUUCUCUUCAGAUCAUUUUCUCCCUAAUUAUUUUUCUUCAUUUAAUUUAACAAUCUAAUUUAUUUUUAAGCUGGAAAAUUAAAUUUAAGGUGUCAAUCAAGUAAUGGAAAUACCUGUUAUUUUUGUAAUUAUUCCUGUGGGAUUAAUUUUCCUUCUUUCAGGCCUCAUUAUUAAUCUCAUUCAGGCUAUUCUUUAUGUCUUAGUUCGACCCCUGUCAAAGAAUAUGUAUCGGAGAUUUAACAAAGUAGUAACAGAACUGCUAUGGUUGGAGGCUGUUUGGCUCUUUGAUUGGUGGGCUGGCGUGAAGGUGGAGCUGCACACUGAUUCUGAGACAUUUAAUCUGAUGGGUAAAGAACAUGCUCUUCUUAUCCCCAACCACAGAAGUGACAUUGAUUGGCUUAUUGGAUGGGUUUUAGCUCAGAGAGCAGGUUGCCUUGGUUGUACUAUGGCUAUAAUGAAGGAUGUCUUAAAGUAUCUUCCGGUUAUUGGUUGGUCAAUGUGGUUUUCUGAGUAUAUAUUUGUUAAAAGGAAAUGGGCUGAAGAUCAAAGCAUCCUAAAGUCAGGCUACGAGAAAUUGAAGGAUUUUCCUUUUCCCUUUUGGUUGGGUCUCUUUGUUGAAGGAACUCGCUUCACACACCCAAAACUGUUAGAUGCUCAGCAAUUUGCUAUUUCAAAAGGGUUAGCUGUCCCAAGAAAUGUUUUGCUUCCUCGUACAAAGGGUCUAAUUCUGGCUGUAAAACAUUUGCGCUCAUUUGUUCCAGCAGUAUAUGAUGUUACCUUCACUGUAGCAAGAGAUAAUUCCCCGCCUUCAUUGCUAACUUUACUAAAGGGCAAAUCUUCUGUGGUAAAAGUGCAAGUUAAGCGGCAUUUGAUGAAUGAAUUGCCCGAAACAAGCGAUGAUAUUGCACAGUGGUGUACAAACUUGUUUGUGGCCAAGGAUGCAUUUUUGGACAAGUACUUUUCAGGCGGCAGUUUUGGCAACGAGGAAAUUCAAGAUCUUGGCCGACCAACGCAGUCACUAACGGUGAUGAUUGUUUGGUCGUGUUUAGUUAGCAUGGGUGCUGUGGGCUUCUUGUUAUGGACCAGCCUUUUCUCAACUUGGCAAGGGAUAAUAGUAUCAGCUGUGUUUCUGCUACUUGUUAUAGUCACCAUGCAGAUCCUCAUUCUGUUCUCACAGUCCGAGCCUCAUAUUGAUUCUAUGCCUAUCUCGAUACUGCCACAAGAUCCAGUGAAAGAGAUUCUUCUUCAAAGUUGAACAGAUUGAAAACCCUUAGGCUGGGAUGAACUUUUCUUAAUCAUAGGUAAAUGUUGGCCAUUCAUUCACUUGAAUUCCUUUCAUUUAAUUUUUUGUUCAACCAAUUUAUUUUAGAGUAUAUCAUUUGAUUGUUGUAUAAUUUCUUCGUUUCUAAAAGUUUUUCCUGUUUGGAUGACGAUUGUGUGACAAAAAAGUCAAAUCGGGAAUAAUUUUCUAGAUAUGGGGAGUGGGGACUAGUGAUAUAUAUAAAGUAGUGUGAUACUCAUUUAUAGGACAAGGAAUAGCCAGGAAAGUUGCUUCAUACUUUGUAUGUAGAAGAUGUUUGAAGAGUUGUAUAGCUUGAUUUAACACUCUUAAGACCUUAAUUCAUAUUCUUGUAUUUUCAAAUACUCCAAAUUACAUUAUUACAAUAAUCUUUGAAGA
This is a messenger RNA of Chenopodium quinoa (quinoa), 1749 nucleotides long. RefSeq names its product 1-acyl-sn-glycerol-3-phosphate acyltransferase PLS1-like. Gene Ontology annotation, molecular function: 1-acylglycerol-3-phosphate O-acyltransferase activity. The transcript is spliced from 11 exons. Lineage: Eukaryota; Viridiplantae; Streptophyta; Magnoliopsida; Caryophyllales; Amaranthaceae. The record is from RefSeq and is a predicted model, not a curated record. The coding region runs from base 175 to 1326 and encodes 383 amino acids. Gene Ontology annotation, cellular component: endomembrane system.